AUGGCCGGUCUCAGCUCGAUGAUGCGCAUGGCGCCCAUCCAGACCCAGCACUCAUACAACAACCCACUGCAGGGGUACAUAGGCAGGAAGGGCGAUCGCACAUUUCACUUAGUGAUCGAACAGCAGCCGAUACGUGCUCGCAUGUGCGGAUUUGGCGACAAGGAUCGGAGACCAAUCACACCACCACCAUGCAUCAGACUAAUCGUGAAAGACUAUAACACCGGAAAAGAAGUCCCCGUCAACGAAGUCGACAGCACCUUCUUCGUCCUCACCGUAGACCUCUGGGACGAGCAUGCAAAGCACGAAGUCAAUCUAGUCCGGCACUCGACCGGCGCACCAACCGUCUCCAUCUCUUCCUCGACCAUAACGUCCUAUCCGCCGCCGCCCGACCGAGCCUACUACAUGGCGCCCAUGCCGAUGCCAAUGGGCGUGCCGAUGCAGCACUCCUACGGCCAGCCCAUGACGGCCGCACCACCGCCAAUGAGCCCGUACGCACCAGGGCCGCCAAUGCAUCAGGGGUACUACCAGCAGGCACCUGCCACGCCCGUGACGCCGGGCAGCGGCUUCCAGUACCCGCCCGCCCCGCCUCAUGCCUACGCGCCCCCGCCCAUGCCGGUUCAGGUGGCAGCGCCGCCGGCGCAGGCGACGGGCAUGUUCACGAGGAACUUGAUCGGCAGCUUGACGGUUAAUGCGUUCAAGCUCCAUGAUACGGAGAACAAGGUCGGGUUCUGGUUUGUGCUGCAGGAUCUGUCUGUCAGGACGGAGGGAACCUUCCGCCUCAAGAUGAAUUUCGUAGACGUCGGCAGCGGCGCCGGCAACAACACGCUCAACCAAGGCCGCGCCCCAGUAUUGGCGACCGUCUUCUCUGACCAAUUCCAAGUCUACUCCGCCAAGAAGUUUCCCGGGGUUAUCGAAUCGACGCCGCUCAGCAAGGUGUUCGCGGGACAGGGGAUCAAGAUUCCGAUCCGCAAAGACGGUCCGAAGCAGCUGCCCAACCAAGCAGAGUAUGACGCAGAUGACUAA
Molecule: messenger RNA, 1023 nt
Organism: Coniosporium apollinis CBS 100218
Lineage: Eukaryota; Fungi; Ascomycota; Dothideomycetes
Exons: 5
Coding region: 1-1023 (340 amino acids)
Source: RefSeq, a predicted model, not a curated record